AUGAGAGCAAAUUUGGGAACUAAAAUAAAGCAAAGUAAUACUUUGUGUAAAAAAUUCAAAUUUGCGUUAGAUAAAUGCGUUGAAAGGCCUAAAAUCGGUGCAAUCAAAGUAAUACAAUUAAAUAAUUACAUAUUAACUAUUUUGCAGUUAGCAGAAUGUAAACAAGAAUUAUCUCGAGCAUUAGACGAGCAGCGAUACAUUUUUGAAACUGAAAUUGAACGGCUAAACAGAUCGAAUCAAAUUCAAUGCGCAACAUUAGAUAGUAAAUUAGCAGAAGCUGAAAAAACUGUAGAAGAAUUGAUUCGAGAUAAAAAAAUUCUGGAGGCAACUCUUAGCAAAGAUACCAAUGAAAAAGAGCUAUCUAAAGAGAUUAGCAGUCUGAAUACUGCAUUGGAAAUGAAAUCAACAGAAAUCAGAACGCUGAGACAUCUGAAUGCAAAGUUGCAACUAAAAGUAGACGACAUACCAGCCAAAGAGAUUGACAUUAGCAAAUUGAAGCAUCGAGUUCAUGAGAUGAAGAAUUUGAUCGACCAGAAAAAUAUUACAGAAAAGAUUCUAAGGGCUAAAUUCGAAGAACUUCAGCGUUCAGCCAGAAAUGAGGCUGUUGUAUCAGAAUCAGUAAGGAAAGAAAAUGAUCUUUUAAGAUACAAAAUCGAAGAAAUGGAAUCUUCAACAUCAGAAGGAGAGCCCAGCAAAAUUAAUCAUACAAUUAAAUAUGGAACACCAGUAACAUCACAUCUCCGUGCAACACGUUUGUACCGUAGUGAACGACGACCCGGUACUUCAACGUCUGACCAAUCCACUAUAAAUAGCGAUCUGAUGACGAGAUCACUCGUGUCAUUAUAUCAAGAACAAGGUCGAAAUCGUUGUACUCGAGAAAAUAUUGAUACCAUCUAUACUCCUGAAGGAACAUUCAUCGCGAAAAAUGAUGGCUGUACAGAAAGGUUGUUAUUCGAUGAUGCGCAUGACGCUGACGAUGAGGGAACUCCACGCUUGUAA
Molecule: messenger RNA, 999 nt
Organism: Thelazia callipaeda (thelaziosis nematode)
Lineage: Eukaryota; Metazoa; Nematoda; Chromadorea; Rhabditida; Thelaziidae
Source: the annotation of a GenBank genome assembly